AUUGCUAAGCAAUCAGUUAUACACUUGAAGAAAUAUAUCUCCAACAAUGUCCAACUACGCGUGUUACACGUGGAAGCCAAUUUUGGACAUGUAUUUAGUGAUAAAAUAUAGCAUUAAUCUGAAACAAUGAUAUCUCACUCGAAAACGAUAACGCUUCUGUCUGCCUGGUUGAUACUAUGGCUUGAAGAAUAACAUCGUGAAGCUUUGUGUUUUCUAUCAGAGUGGAUAGUGAAAGUUGACAUUCGGAUCUUGGCCGUUCAUGAAACUACCAAAUUUGUCAGAGAACGAGAUAAGCAAAGCAUUUGACCUGAAAAGUCAAAUAUUCUGUGCAUAUAAACUGGUGUAAUUUAUCACCCUAGGAGAUCGUGUUCAUGCCGGUUACAGUCAGCGGGGAUUGUCAACGAGGCCACGUGCUACCUACUAAAUCAGAGAUACGCAAGCUUGACAUCCGGCAAAUGGCCCAGCUUUAUCACAGUUACGUGGAAAACAUCCAGGUGGCGUGUGGGGACAUGAGAAGAAUGGGAUAUCAGCAAGAUGGCGGCUGGGAGAUCUGUAACGACCCCCUCGUCAAACCAAAGAAAUCGUGCCUGGUCUAUUCCUUCGGCAUCAACAAUGACUUCAGUUUUGAUGACGAAAUGGCCAAAGAAUAUAAGUGUGAAAUUCACUCGUUUGAUCCAAGUAUGGGUCAACCAGACCAUCAUCACGGGGACCAUGUCACGUUCCACUCUUUAGGAGUGGCUGAUUAUAACGGUAAAUCUCCCAAGAAUUGGCCAGUGAAGACUCUCGCAGAUAUACGUCAGUCCCUCCAUCACCAACAGACUACAAUCGAUGUUUUGAAAGUGGAUAUUGAAGAAAUGGAGUGGCAGGUGUUUCCGGAAAUAAUAAGAAACAACGCUUUACACAAUGUGACUCAAUUUGUGUUUGAGGUGCAUAUAACACUUAAAAAAGACGAUCCCCCACAAGCAAAGUAUUUCACGGCUCUGAACAUAUUCCGUGACUUAUAUGAUUUGGGAUACCGGAUAUUCUACACUCAUAGAAACAAAUGGUGUCAUUACGAGUCCAAGUUAGCUGGAAAACAGAGGACUUCAUGCCACGAAAUAUUCAUGAUGAAAGUUUGCUGA
This is a messenger RNA of Haliotis rubra (blacklip abalone), 1121 nucleotides long. RefSeq names its product probable methyltransferase-like protein 24. The record is from RefSeq and is a predicted model, not a curated record. Lineage: Eukaryota; Metazoa; Mollusca; Gastropoda; Lepetellida; Haliotidae. The transcript is spliced from 5 exons. Bases 372 to 1121 code for a protein of 249 amino acids.